AUGCCUUAAUCGAUCUUCUACCUCUCUCUGGGGACCGAAACGUGGAGCGAAAAUGGCGAGCGAGGAAGAGAGACUUCUAGAGAACCAGCUGGAGCUUCAAUUGGAAGAGCAAAGAGACUCACUUGCCAUUCUGAGACAAGCCCUAGCCUCUGACCCCGCCAAUCCCGAACUUCUCUCGGUUCAUGAGGAGCUUGUUCAGGCAAUAAAAGAUGCAGAGGAAGGGCUGUUUCACCUGAAGCGUGCACGAUUACUACAAGAAGCUGAUUCAGUGCUAUUUGGUUCCAAUGAUACAGCUGAGGAUGUUAAGGUAGAGCCUCUUGAUCCAGCAGAUGUUGAACUGGAACCGCUGGAGGAGCAAAGCUACUCAGUUGGAUCAAAAUGUCGAUUCCGUCACAGUGAUGGCCGUUGGUAUACUGGUCGAAUCAUUGAGUUGGAUGGUUCUGAUUCUGCAAAGAUUUCUUUCCUCACUCCAACAUCUGAAAAUAUGUUGAUGUGCAAGUUUUUUCUACAGCAACGAUGUCGAUUUGGUUCUAACUGCCGCUCAUCACAUGGCAUUGAUGUCCCAUUGUCCUCCUUGAAGAAGUACAUCCCAACAAUUUGGAAGCAAUCACUAGUGGGUUCCAGUAUUUGGGCAGUAUCAGAUAGUAAAUUUGGCAUUUGGAGGGAAGCUGAACUUGAAUCAUGGGAUGACAAAAUUGGAGUAGGACAAGUUGUUUUUCGAGAGGAUGGAAGCUCUGCAAAGCUUGGAGCGGAUGCAAUCACGUUAUCUGAAUAUGCUCAAGUGAGUCAUGAAGAGGAGAGUGAUUGCAGCUCAGAACAAUCUGAUUGUAGCGACAAUGAAGAAGACGGUUCACAGGGUAUAGGAUUUCUCAAAAGCACCAGCCAACAGAGAGGCAUACAGACAGAAACUACCAUAUUUGCUAAGUGGGAAAAUCACACCCGUGGCAUAGCGUCCAAGAUGAUGGCCAAUAUGGGUUAUCGUGAAGGGAUGGGUUUAGGAGCAUCUGGGCAGGGAAUGUUGAAUCCCAUUCUUGUGAAGGUCCUGCCACCGAAGCAAUCUCUUGAUCAUGCUCUUGAAACUUGCGAAGGCGAAGAGACCAACGAGAAGAACCAAGGGAAGAAGCGGAGCAGAGGUGGUAAGAGAAAACGAGAUAAGAAAUUCGCAGCAUUGGCUCGGGCAGCAAAGGAGGAAGAAGAAUCGAGGCCAGAUGUUUUUAGUCUUAUUAAUAGCCAACUCGCAAUGCAUGGUGAAGCUUUAAAUGGUGUGGGGUCGGGAAAGAAGCAGCCGCAGAAUAAAGGUUCUGGAGAGGGGAAGAAAGUAGACAGGCGAGAUUUGAUUGCUUAUGAUGAUGAAGUGAAGGACCUGAGGAUGCGAGUGGAGAAGCUUGAGGAAAUGGUUAAUAGAAACAGGAAGGAGAAGGUGGUUUACGAAGCUGCCAUGAGAAAGUUAAACGAGACUCGCAAAGCUUUAGCACAGGCUGAGGCAACUCAUGCAUCUGCAUCAAAUGCAGUUGCCAGCGGAGAAAAAGAGAAGAGAUGGCUCAAGUUUUGAGGCUUUUUAUUUAUUUAUUUUAAUUUAUUUUUUUUAUAGUUAUUAUUUAUGUAUCACGAAGUAGAUUUCACCCAAAAAAAAGAAAAAAAAAAGGUGGAAAUUAAAAUACAAAAACUACAUCGAAGUAGGCCAGGUGAGGUGUAGCUAUUUUCCCCGCCACAUUAGAGUUGUUAUAUUCCUAAUUUCCGACCAAAAACAGUUACCCUUCUUGUAUUAAGCACGGUAUUUUUAUGGAGUAACCAGUAAUUACUCAAUUGUAAAUUAUUGUUAGUUCUUGAAUUGAAAGAUUGAUCAAUUUUUUUU
This is a messenger RNA of Corylus avellana, 1855 nucleotides long. Its product is annotated as zinc finger (CCCH-type) family protein / D111/G-patch domain-containing protein. The record is from RefSeq and is a predicted model, not a curated record. Gene Ontology annotation, molecular function: metal ion binding; nucleic acid binding. NCBI's taxonomy places the organism in Eukaryota, Viridiplantae, Streptophyta, Magnoliopsida, Fagales, Betulaceae.